Messenger RNA from Magallana angulata, 5879 nucleotides. Its product is annotated as inositol polyphosphate 5-phosphatase OCRL-like. Gene Ontology annotation, biological process: signal transduction; phosphatidylinositol dephosphorylation. The transcript has 26 exons. Bases 176 to 3127 code for a protein of 983 amino acids. Lineage: Eukaryota; Metazoa; Mollusca; Bivalvia; Ostreida; Ostreidae. The record is from RefSeq and is a predicted model, not a curated record. Gene Ontology annotation, molecular function: inositol phosphate phosphatase activity; phosphatidylinositol-4,5-bisphosphate 5-phosphatase activity.
AAAGGCAUCGGGCUCGAGGUCAAGAAUUUGCAACUAUGACAAAAAUUCAAUUUCCUGUGAAAACAAAAAUUGAAUGUGAAAAACAAGGGGAUUGGAUAAGUAUUACUCCAGGUAAUUUCUUGACGAAUUCAUAAAAUGGACCUUUAGAAAAUUGGCUUAUAAUGACGAGUAAGGCAUGGAUAUCACGCCAAUUGUGAAGAAAUUAUUACGAGCAGACGAAAAAGUUUUAUACUGCGUGCUUGGUCGAGUGAUAGAGGACAACAUACAGGCAGACCGAUACAUUGCCAUUGUCCAGAAGCAAGCAGACACUGCAUUAUUUUUGUUUUCUUCGCGGGGAAUCCCCUGCAGCAGUGAGGGAGACUUGUCAGUGGAGGAUGUGAUAAAAAUCAACGAGGAUUUCCACCUAAGGCAAAAUAAUGUCAACAGACAGUCUUCUAUAGAUGACUUUGAUCCUUUGAAAAACACUGAGCAGGUGGUGGACCUUUAUAUCGGGAAAAAGAACCUCCGUGUAUUGUUACAGGAUGCCCUGUCCGCUAAGUCUCUGAUUGGAUGGAUACAGAAAGCACAGAAUCCAAAUGCACCCUCUUGGAGCCUCCCAUGUAAUCUCCUUACAGAACUCCCUCAAGGUGCCCCUCAGGGCUUGCCCUCCUCCUUUGCAUGGACAGACAAGUAUCGACACUCCCAGUCCGGCUGUCUGUUUGCUGCUAAUCCGCACCAUCAGGAUAAUCCAUUCCUCCACGACACCUUUAAUCCUGGCUCCACAGAUAAUCCUUUCCAGGAAGAUGUGUUUGAUCCACUGAAAUACAUGAAUAUUUCAGAUGGACAGAAGAGAGUCGUAGCCACUGAUAAUGUUCCAAGGAGACAGAAAGCUAUGUCAGCAGAUAUGAAUACAGGGGAAACAAUGUCAGCCUUACGUAAAACAGAAAGUAGAGAUUCUAUCGACCUGAUUGGAGAUUACUAUGGUGAUGAGGACAACACAAAUGGGGGCGUUCCCGAUUCCUUGAAGUUGAUCACCAACCAGCUGGGGAUCCCUGGGUCAGGGGUGGAGCUGGUCAACAACUUGAAGCCGACCACGAUGCGGGAGCACGUGGUCAAGCAUUACAUGCGACAGAGGGAGGAGGAGUUUACUUACAAGAAACAUUACACUAUAUUUUGUGGAACCUGGAACGUAAAUGGACAAAACCCGCCUGUAACCCUCAAACAGUGGCUAGACAGAGUGCCCGAUCCACCGGAUAUCUACGUCAUAGGAUUUCAAGAGCUGGACCUCAGUAAUCAGGCCUAUGUGUUCAGCGACUCGCGGAAAGAGGAACAGUGGAAGAAUGCCGUCAGGAAAAGUCUACCUGUCAAGGGCAAGUACAGAAAGGUCAAGUUGAUUCGCAUGGUGGGGAUCAUGAUGCUUGUGUACGUCAAGGAAUCCCUCGUCCCCGACGUCCCGCCAAGUCUUGUCGACGCUGACACAGUCGCCACAGGAAUCAUGGGAAUUAUGGGUAACAAGGGUGGGGUGGGAGUGAGGAUGACCCUACACAACACCUCCCUGUGUUUUAUCAACACCCAUCUAGCGGCCCACCAGGAGGAGUACGAAAGGAGGAACCAGGAUUACCGUGAUGUGGAGAGUAAGAUGAGGUUCAAGAACUUUGCUCCUCCAUUAACGAUUUCUGAGCAUGACCAGGUCUUUUGGAUUGGUGAUCUGAACUACAGGAUAAACGGUCUGGACAUUGACAAAGUGAAGACCAUGAUUGACAAGAUGAAGUACCGGGAUCUUCUUAGUUAUGAUCAGCUUCACCAGCAGCUGGGCAGAUCUGAUGUGUUCAAGGGCUACAAGGAGGGGAUCAUAGGAUUCCGGCCGACCUAUAAAUACGACACGGGCACCAACGAGUGGGACUCGAGUGAGAAGAGCCGAAUCCCUGCCUGGUGUGACAGGAUCCUGUAUAAGGGGGCGGGGAUAGAACAGGUCCACUACAUCUCCCACCCAGACCUUACGAUCAGUGACCACAAACCAGUCUCCUCACUGUUCAAUGUAGAGGUGAAAGUUGUUGACAGAGAGAAAUCCAACAAAGUGUAUGAGGACGUUAUGAAGAAACUAGACAGGCUGGAAAAUGACUACCUACCUCAAGUCAAAUUAGACAAGACAGAGUUCCAAUUUAAAGAUGUGAUGUUUAUUGAGAAGAAGGCAGAAAUUCUGACUGUCUGCAAUAUAGGACAGGUCCCUGUGGAGUUUGAAUUCAUCAAUAAAUUGGAGGAACAGAGCUACUGUCAGCCCUGGCUAAAGAUAACCCCUUUUAAAUCUGUGAUAACCCCAGGCUCCAGUUGUGAGAUCCGGUUGGAGGUGCUGGUUGAUAAGUCCUGUGUGGCGACACUUGACGCCUCAAACCAUGUCCUAGAUGACAUCCUAGUCCUACACCUCACAGGUGGCAAAGACUUCUUUAUUACCGUGAAUGGGAACUUCAUUCCGUCCAGCUUUGGAUGCUCAUUGGAGGCUCUGGUCCAGAUGCAUGGACCCAUCAGAGAGACCCCCACCGCCCAGCUUAUAGAGAUUGAGCAGCCUGGCAGUCUGAUGUCGCGGGACCUGACCCAGGGGGGCAGACUGUACGCGGUCCCCAAGGAGGUGUGGCGGCUGGUGGACCACAUCUGGCACUACGGCAGGGAUGAGGAAGAGCUAUUUCAACAGCGUGGAUUAAAGAAUGAGUUGGCGGCCAUUAGAGAUUGCCUGGAUACAGGCGUACCAGACAAAAUCCCUGGGAGCGUACACUCGGUAACGGAGGCCCUGCUACUUUUCCUGGAGUGUCUCCCGGACCCGGUCAUUCCGAGCCGCGUCUACUACCGGAGUUUGGAGUGCUCUGGGAACUACAUGCUGUGUAAACAGCUGAUAUCAGAAAUCCCGGAGCAUCACAAGAACCUGUUCCGAUAUCUGUGUGCUUUCCUGAGGGAACUGUUGAAUCACUCUGACAAAAACAAGCUGGAUAUCAGUAUACUAGCGUCCAUCUUUGGAGAGAUCUUCCUUCGUCCCCCUCCAAACACUCUGAUCAGGUCACUGUCCACUCCUGCCGGGAAAGCGAAGGCCAUGGAGGAGGAGAUGAAGAGGACAGCCUUUGUUACGCACUUCCUGUCUAAUGAGUUCGACGAAUAAUGAAGUGGAAUCUAGGACACCUGUGAUGUAGUGGAAUUCAGUGAAUCUUAUAGUCAGUGUGUUGAUUCAGUAGAGGAGAUCUUCAGGGGAUGCAAUUAACAUUGCCGUCAGGGUGCUGUGAAGGGAUGAAUGUUGAAUGAUGUAGGAGAAAUGAGAAUUAGGGGAAUUUGAUAAGGUAUUCCGUUGAGGCUCUGUGAUCAAGUUUGACAGUUUCAUCAAUGAACAGCUGUUGCAAUGAGCACUCCUGAUUUUAGGAGGGACAAAGUGUUGCAAUUUAUGAGAUUGACAGAAACAAAGGAAAUAGUAUAUUACACAGAAUUACUUAAAUACUAAUAUACACAUGUAUGUGUAUUAAAUACAUGUUUUUGAAAUUUAGUUCUUCAGUUUAUCAAGCAUUGCCCAAUUCUGGCAAAUUCUAGCAAACUGUGAAAAAUGUGUUACAAGGGAGAUAACUUUUCAUGAAUUUUCUUUUUUUAAAACGUUCUGCAUAUCAUUGUGAUUAAGAUAAUUGUGUUUUCUGAAGCUUUGUAAAGAUGUUACAGUGUUCUAUUGUAAAGGUCCAAAUAUGCCCUCAUAAAAUUGCAUUUGUGAAUUGUGAACUGAAGGUGAGACAGUAGAAUUUAAAUCUUAAAUGCUUCAUACAUGUAGCUGUCAAUAUCGCAUUUUUAAUUUGCAUGUAUUUAUUUUAGUUUAGUUUUAAUUAAGAAUUUUUUCUUCUGUUUUUAUUUCUUUAUAUACAUUACUGUAUGGAAUAUAAAUCUUUUGAUUUGAAUGAAAUUUAUGAAAAUGAAGAUAUGAAUAAUUAUGAUAAUAGCUAAUAAACAGUAUGAAAAUCUUGAUAUUUUUGAUUUUCAAAACAGAAUAAAGCAAAGUUAAUAAUGGAAAUGAACCAUAUUUGAUUAACAGUGUUUGUUAAUUAAGAAUUGAUGAGUAGUAUUAUCCUUGUAAAUUUUUUCCAAGAUAAGAUUCCCAUUUAAUAAUGUGUAUAUGAUUAUUUUCGCAAAAACUGUAUCAACUAUGUAUUCAGAAUUUAUGAUUUUUAAGAAAAACAAAUGCAGAUUAUAAAGAGUGUCCCAGUUAUCUACUUAGCAACAUUUCCAUAACUGUACUAUGACUCAUGAGAGAGAGGAUUUCAUUUUGUUGGUGAAAAAAAUUAUAUUAAAUGUGAGCCUGUCUGGAAACUGCUAUAAUUCUAGCUAUUGGUAGGCCUACAUAUACAAUCUUCAAAUUCUGUAACAAAUGAUCUGAUUGGCUUGACAUUCAUGCCAUGUUAUGUUCUCUCUUGCAUAAAUUGUAGGGAGAAUCUUAAAAGCUUGGAAAUGAAUUCAGUAACCAAAUAUUUUAAAAUGCAUGACGUAGGUUUAUAUUAUGCCUAUUAACUAUAUUACCUUUUAAUUCAUAUCUAGGAUAAGGUAUAAGAGUUAACUUUUAAGAGGCUAGGCAUGCUAUUUUACGCAUUGAUGUUAUCAAGUCUCUAGUGUUUGUUGGUGAUAACAGAAAGAGGUGUUACCCAAUUCUAAUUUUGGACCAAACAUUAAGUGGAAAUUAAGAAAGAUAUGCUGGAUUCCUUUACUAUAUUCCCAGUAUUACACUUGUGUGAUGAUAAUACAUUUUAAUCUUCUUAAUUUUGCAACAAUGCAAAAAAUGACUCCCCCUUCUUGCCCCACCCCUUCAAUAAGUAGUGGGGAGGGAUAAAGGGGCAUUAUAGACUAGUCCCCAUUCAGCAUGCUGGAGACAAUUUUAUGUUUUGAUGAGUGGCCAGGGAGAGCUUGGAACAUUUUUAUCUAAAUGUUUAUCAUUAUGUAAUAGUAGAAUUCUUGGGGAAAGGGCAUUUUUGAAAAUUUUUCUGGUAGUAUUUUCAGUUCCUUAUUAUUGCAGGGAGAAGUCAUUCUAAGUCCCAAGAGUUUAACAUGUAGCAGCUCAUAUUUGUGUACACAUAUUUUUUUUUUAUUUUAUCAUUACCUGUACCUAAGUGCUGUCAUAUAUAUAAAAUUUAUGUUAACUUUAUUUAUUUGAUUCAAAGCCAUGUAACAUAUAGCAUCCCUUUUCAAAUUCAACAAAGGAAAAAGAAAUGUUCUGUGUACUGCUGUUCAAACUGCUCAUGAAAAAAACUAAAAUGAUCAAAUUGAAUGACAAGGUAUAUAAAAUCAUGUUUCUAUUUUUAACCACACUUUUUGGGGGGGGGGGGGGGGUAGGUGUUUCUGCACAUAAAGAUUUCAAUGUUGUUUUACCCAAUAUUUUUUUUUUCACACAAAAGUGAUGGGCUUUGUUAAAAUAUUGCACAAUAAAAAUAAAGAAUUCAAAGAAGAUUUUUGAAUAAAGAUUAAUGACUUCAUAAUUAUCUAAAUUGUUAAGUAGUUAUCAGUUUUUGUACACCUUGUUAUAGGAAAACUUUCUGAGUGCAGAAAGCAUGCAGAAAGAAUAAAAGACCUAAAUUGCUGAGUAAUAUAUUUAUGGAAUUUUUGCAUUUGAUUUUGAAUUGAUAUGAGUGUGGUGAAAUAGCAGUCUGAUAAUAUAAGCUUUUAUUGUAGCAUUUGUAGUACAUUUAUCAGUUUCAGUACUUUGAUUGCUUGCGUAAACAGCUGAUUGUGAAUGCAGAGCUCAUUCAGAUCUGAUGUAAUUGUUGUAAUUCAUUACUCUAUCUUCAUGAUAUUUAUAAUUGUAUUCAUACAUACAGUACAGUAAUGCAAUGUUGAAUACGCCUUUAUGCUUAAGUGCAAGUAAAUGGCAAUAAAAUUCAGAAAUAAUUUGA